This is a messenger RNA of Plutella xylostella (diamondback moth), 821 nucleotides long. RefSeq names its product fibrohexamerin. Gene Ontology annotation, molecular function: structural molecule activity. The record is from RefSeq and is a predicted model, not a curated record. Gene Ontology annotation, cellular component: extracellular region. NCBI's taxonomy places the organism in Eukaryota, Metazoa, Arthropoda, Insecta, Lepidoptera, Plutellidae.
CUUAGAUUCAAGAAAUUAUAUAAAUGCACGUAAUUUUAAUCAGUUCUUAUUAGCGAAGCAUAUCUUGCAGAAAUGAAAGCUACGAUGUCGCCGCUAUACCUUGUUGGUUUAUUAUUGUUAGGGUUAGUUUGUGGAAUUCACGCAGAAGAUGAUGUCUGCGGAGCCACGGACCAGGCGGCGUACCGCCCCUGCCCCACCGUUGGCCUGCCCUGUGUGAGGAACUACCUCCAAGUCCGCUCCGCCUGCCAGUCCUUCUCCAACGAGGACCGGGACUCCUUCGUGGGCUCCCCCGUGGACCUCUACGCCGCUAACUUCAACCUCAGCGCUGUCCAGACCAACAUUCUCACUGAGGGCUUCAGCAACGCUAGGCUUUUUGAGUUCACCGUCAACCUAGAGAAGGACCUUAUUGUGUUGACCGUAGAGUACACGAACCUGACCCUGAAGAACCACUACGACUACAGCUACUUCCAGCCCUCUGAGGAGCCAAUCACCUUCCAGGAAUACAGCACCGAGCGAUACCCUCACCUGUACAUCACUUCCUACAUCAGUGGAGUGAACAACCCGCAGUGGGCCUCCGCCUACCACGUUCACUACCAGGAGGGGACCGUCGAGAUGAGCUACGAGCGAGAGUGCGUCGACGAAAAUGAUGGUGUCCUGGACGCAGUUCUUAAGGACGUGAGGGCCAACAUCGACAUCGUGACCCGGGAGGUGUUCCUCUACAGGAACCAGCAGAUCCAGGAAUUCUUCGUUAAGCGCAACCUGUGCAACUUCUUGCAGUAAUCAUCGACUAUUUAACUAAUAAAAUCUAUCUAUAAACAUUA